Messenger RNA from Ailuropoda melanoleuca (giant panda), 9869 nucleotides. RefSeq names its product marker of proliferation Ki-67 (gene MKI67). Gene Ontology annotation, biological process: regulation of mitotic nuclear division; regulation of chromosome segregation. Gene Ontology annotation, cellular component: nucleus; chromosome. The coding region runs from base 357 to 8618 and encodes 2753 amino acids. The transcript is spliced from 15 exons. Gene Ontology annotation, molecular function: protein binding. Lineage: Eukaryota; Metazoa; Chordata; Mammalia; Carnivora; Ursidae. The record is from RefSeq and is a predicted model, not a curated record.
GGCGCCGUGUCGGCUUUACGCGCGGAGCUGCUAACGCCGGGCGCCUCCCGGACGCAGCUGGGUUGGGCUACUUGGUCGCCGGCGAAGGCGACGGCGGGGGGGAGUGAGGAGUGCGGCGGCGGCGGCCGCGGGCAGUCCCCGUCCCUGGAGCAAGGGGCGGGCGGUGGACGCAGGUGGGCGAGUCUCUCUGGCUUUUCCCGGUGAGGACUUGGGUUGCGUCUGGCGGAGCGGUGGAAUCACUGGUGGCUGUGCGGGCGACUGUUCUUGGUGGCAUGUUCCUGCAGUAAGUUUGCUUCAGCAAACGUUUUGAUGCCUGACCUUCCUAUACGGAUUAUACUCAACAUCUUGUUUAGAAAAUGGGUCCUACAGGACGCCUCGUUACCAUCAAAAGGAGUGGGGUGGACGGCCCCCACUUUCCACUGAGCCUCAGCACCUGCUUGUUUGGAAGGGGUAUCGAAUGUGACAUUCGUAUCCAACUCCCUGUUGUGUCAAAACAGCAUUGCAAAAUUGAAAUCAGUGGGCAGGAGGCGAUACUGUUUAAUUUCAGUUCCACCAAUCCGACACAAGUGAACGGAUCUGUCAUCGCACAGCCUGUUCAGCUAAAGCACGGAGAUGUGAUCACCAUUGUCGAUCGUUCUUUCAGGUAUGAAAAUGAAAAUCAUCAGAAUGGAAGCGAGUCAACGGAAUUCCUGGGACAAAAACGCAAACAGGAAUCUCUGCAUCGGGUCUCAAGAUCUAGCUUCUCUUCCGACCCUGAUGGGAAAGUUCAAGAUUCCAAUGCCCGUUCAAAAUUCUCUGAAGAAAAUGUUUCAGGAGGUCCUCUGGUACACGUGAAGCAUGGCAAAGCAGCCGGCACAGUCUCGGAUGGCCUCGAAGAUCACACUGCUAGCAAAACUCUUAAUGGUGUUCAUUCCUCAGAACUUCCUGGAGAGAAUUACAGAAAUGCAAUGGAUCCUACAGCUGGGGAUCUUGAGGAAGAUUCCAGCGGACCCCUAGUGAGCUGUAAUGGAGAACUGAAGUCUUUCCCUUCUACAUGCUGUCCAGAGAAUAGCGAAAACCACCAGUCUCCCUUCAGGAAGCUUUACGAGUCAAUGAAGGAAGAGUUUGAUGUGAAAUCAGAAAAAGGAAAUGUUCUACAGAGUGGUAGAAAAUCGGGGUCACGGAGUCAUCGCACGUCAGAGAACGAAUGUUCUGGUGGGUUACAAGACGGGACACAAGUCCUGGUCUCGCUUAAAUCCAGACCCAGGUCGGGUCGAUUCACCCCAAUUAAGGCCAACCCUGCUUUGGGAGAACAAGGAAUUAGCCGGACUGAAGACAGAAAAGGUGAGGAGGCUGUUGAGAUGCCCAAGGAGACCAUGGGACCCAGCAUCCCUCCUAAGGAGGUGACAAGAACCAAGACCCUGGUCCAACAUUCCCCACACAACUCCUCACGAAAACGUCGGAGUGAAGACGUGCGUGUUCCCAGCGGAAGUGAAUCUGUGAGUCUGGAUCAAAGGGAAGCCGUCAGGACAGAUAACCAAACAUCUACUCCUCGGAAGUUCCUAACCAGAAAUCAAACACCCACUAAAGUCGAAAAUGCUGAUAAUCUGGGGGCUACACCAGAAAAACACUUCUCCAGAAAGAGGGGGAGUGUUCCUACCGGUGUGGACAUUCCAGCUACAGAACCAGAAACUCAGAAUCACACUGUUUUAGCUCCACUGCCCGUUCAAGUUGAAAGGAAGAUUCAAGGCGUUUCCGGGCACCAGCCUGAGAAAGUGGGCGCCCCUGCUGGGCACCUGGGCUCUGGGUUCCUGGGCCACAGUUCGGUUGAUAGCGGCCACUCUGGUGACUCCAUUAAUAAGAUUGAGGGAACACCCCUGAAAAGAAGGCGGGUCUCCUUUGGUGGUCGUCUGAAGCCGGAGUUAUUUGAUGAGAAUUUACCCCCUAAUACACCUCUCAAGAGAGGGGAGACACCGAGACGGUCUCUUGUCAGCCACCCUCCGCCUGUCCUGAAGAAAAUCAUCAAGGAAUACCCUCAACCAUCAAGAAAAGAAGAUUCUUCAGAAAUCCGUUUGGAAGCGACUGCACCUGACCAGUGUACGGGAUCUCCAGCUCCGAACCCGCCGAAAACGUCACCAGUUGCAAAUGACACCCGCCGUCGGUCAUGCAAGGUGUCCGCCGUCUCCAGUGGCAGCAAAUCUCCUCAUCACACCGACGUUCCCAAGAGGGGAGCAAGGAAGAGCGGCAGCGUGCCUUCAAAGAGAACUUCCAUCGAUCGAAGCCAACAUGAGAUCUUGCAGAGGAUUUACUCCAAAAGAAGGAGUGGUGCUUCUGAAGCCAAUUUAAUUGUGGCAAAGUCGUGGGCGGACGUCGUAAAACUCGGAGCCAAACAAACCCAAGCUAGAGUGGUCAAACGUGGUCCCCAAAGGCAGCUGAGCAAAAGGCACCGGAGAGCGAAUACUCCACAGAAGCCUGUUCGCGAUGUUCACAAUCAGUUUAGCACCGGCCACGCCAACUCUCCUUGUACCAUAAUAAUAGGGAAAGCCCACACUGAGAAAGUACACGUGCCCACUCGGCCCUACAGAAUGCUCAACAACUUUGCAUUCAGCAAAAAAAUGGACUUUAAUGAAGAUCUUUCAGGGUUAACUGAAAUGUUCAAGACUCCGGCGAAAAUGAAGCCACAAGCACUGAGCCUAUGUCCCAAUGCUUUUUCAAAGUCAGAGGAUUUCCUCGGAAAAAAGCCUUCGGAAGUACCUAAUUCAGGAGAAAAACCUCUGCUGUGCACUUCAGAAAAUUUUGGAGAGACUAUAUUCCCCAUGACUCAGAAGGCACCGCAAGAGCCAUCCGAUCAAAGUCCUGUCUGCUCUGCUCUCAGACGGCCGGCUAUUAGAGUAAACUUGAACAUCGAGAAAACUCCAGGAUCAGAGGCAGAGCCUCCAAACAAGUUUCGAAGGUCCGCGGAGCUCAGAAAUACGCAGAUGCCAGGUCCAGGGCCCAGGGACGAAGAAGCAAACACAGACACUGCUGAGAACACUUCCGGGCAACGUCUGAGGAAAACUCCACAACGAAGACAGAGACCAGAGGGAGCGACAGAGGAAUGGGAGAGCUGUUUUGAAGCAUGUGAGAAACCUGUCAAAUCAGAAGACUGUUCUGAAAAGACGGUAGAUAUGAGGAGAUCGAGAAGAUAUUCAGAGCAAAAAUGGAAACCAAUAGCAGACCUGACCACCCUCAAGAGACAGCAGGACACAGAACCCAAGGAAGACCUGGGGGGCAUGCGAGGUCUCUCCCAAACCCCCAGUCACACCCAGGAACUAAUGGAUGUGGGAAACAAAACUGCAGAAAAGUGCCAGAAAUCUUCAAAACCAGAAUCAGUUGGCAUGCCAACCAGGAUGAACAUACAGCUCGAGACCUCUCCCCAGAAAGUGGACCUAGAGGAAGAGCCGUCAUCUCUCAGGAAGCCCACCCACACGCUGGGAGAAAGCAUCCCCUCACACAGAGAACCAGGAGAUGGUGAUGAAGACAUGAAGUGGUUUAACAGAACUCCAAAGCAGAGCAUGGACUCUGCAGAAAAUGUAACUGGAAGCAAGAGGCUGUCAAGAACACCCAAGAGAAAUGUCCAGUCCUUAGAAGACUUGGCUGGCCUCAGAGAGCUCUUCCAAACACCAAAUCACACAGAUAAACCAACGGCUGAUGACAAAACCACCAAGGUCCCCUGCAAAUCUCCACUAGCAGAUCCAGUCAACACACCAACAAGUAGAAAGUGGCAGCUUGAGACCCUUCCCCAGAAUGUGGACCUAGAUGAAGACCCCUCAGCUCUCAGGAAGCCCACCCGAACACCAAGGACAGCCGUGCUGUCAUACAGAGAACCAGGAGGUGACGGUGAAGACAUCAAAUUGUUCAAGGAAACCCCAAAGCAGAAACUGAAUCCUGCAGAAAAUAUAACUGGAAGCAGAAGGCGGCCAAGAAUACCCAAGAAAAUGGUCCAUUCCCUAGAAGACCUGGUUGGUCUCAAAGAACUGUUCCAAACCCCAGAGCACACCCAGGACCCAGUGACCAAUAACAAAACCACUAAAGCCCCCUGCAAAUCGCCAGUAGCAGAGCCAGUCAACACAUCAACAAACAGAAGGAGGCAGCUCAAGACUGCUGCCCAGAAAGUGGACCUAGAGGAAGAACCCUCAGCUCUCAGGAAGCCCAUACGAACAGCGGGGGAAAGCGGGCCCUUACACGGAGAACCAGAAGGUGGUAAUGAAGACAUCAAAUUGUUUAACAGAACUCCAAAGCAGAAAGUGGAUUCUGCAGAAAAUGUAACUGGAAGCAAGAGGCGGUCAAGAACACCCAGGAGAAAUGUCCAGUCCUUAGAAGACCUGGCUGGCCUCAGAGAGCUCUUCCGAACACCAAACCACACAGAUAAACCAAUGGUUGAUGACAAAACCACCAAAGUCCCCUGCAAAUCUCCACUAGCAAAACCAGUCAACACACCAACAAGUAGGAGGCGUCAGCUCGAGACCCCUGGCCAGAAAGUGGACCUAGAGGAAGAACCCUCAGCUCUCAGGGAGCCCAUACGAACAGCGGGGGAAAGCGGGCCCUUACACGGAGAACCAGAAGGUGGUAAUGAAGACAUCAAAUUGUUUAACAGAACUCCAAAGCAGAAAGUGGAUUCUGCAGAAAAUGUAACUGGAAGCAAGAGGCGGUCAAGAACACCCAGGAGAAAUGUCCAGUCCUUAGAAGACCUGGCUGGCCUCAGAGAGCUCUUCCGAACACCAAACCACACAGAUAAACCAAUGGUUGAUGACAAAACCACCAAAGUCCCCUGCAAAUCUCCACUAGCAAAACCAGUCAACACACCAACAAGUAGGAGGCGUCAGCUCGAGACCCCUGGCCAGAAAGUGGACCUAGAGGAAGAUCUCGGGAAGGCCACGCAAACACCGGGGGAAAGCACAGACACACACAGAGAACCAGGAGGUGGUGAUGAAGACAUCAGAUUGUUCAAGGAUACCCCAAAGCAGAAACUGAAUCCUGCAGAUAAUGUAACUGGAAGCAAGAGGCAGUCAAGAACACCCAAGAAAAAUGCCCAGUCCUUAGAAGACCUGGCUGGCCUCAGAGAGCUCUUCCAAACUCCAGAGCACACCCAGGACCCAAUGACUGAUGACAAAACCACCAAAGUCCCCUGCAAAUCUCCACUAGCAGAACCAGUCAACACACCAACAAGUAGGAGACGUCAGCUCGAGACCUCUCGCCAGAAAGUGGACCUAGAGGAAGAGCCGUCAUCUCUCAGGAAGCCCACCCAAACACCGGGGGAAAGCAUCCCCUCACACAGAGAACCAGGAGAUGGUGAUGAAGACACCAAAUGGUUUAACAGAACUCCAAAGCAGAGCAUGGACUCUGCAGAAAAUGUAACUGGAAGCAAGAGGCUGUCAAGAACACCCAAGAGAAAUGCACAGUCCUUAGAAGAGCUGGCUGGCCUCAGAGAGCUCUUCCAAACCCCAGAGCACACCCAGGACCCAAUGACUGAUGACAAAACCACCAAAGUCCCCUGCAAAUCUCCACUAGUAGACCCAGUCAACACACCAACAAGUAGAAGAAGGCAGCUCGAGACCUCUCGCCAGAAAGUGGACCUAGAGGAAGAGCCCUCAGCUCUCAGGGAGCCCACCCGAACUCCAGGGGAAAGCACACACUCGCACACAGAGCCAGGAGGUGGUGAUGAAGACGUCGGGUUGUUCAGGGCAAUCCCACAGCAGAAAUUAGACACUGCAGAAAAUGUGAGUAAAAGCAAGAGGCAGUCAAGAACACCUAAGAAAAACCCCCAGUCCUUAGAAGACCUGGCUGGCCUCAGAGAGCUCUUCCAAACCCCAGAGCACACAGAUAAACCAACAGCUGAUGACAAAACCACCAAGGUCCCCUGCAAAUCUCCACUAGCAGAUCCAGUCAACACACCAACAAGUAGGAGGCGUCAGCUCGAGACCCCUGGCCAGAAAGCGGACCUAGAGGAAGAUUUCAGGAAGCCCACACAAACGCCAGGGGAAAGCACAGACACACACAGAGAACCAGGAGGUGGUGAUGAAGACAGGUUGUUCAAGGCAAUCCCACAGCAGAAAUUAGACGCUGCAGAAAAUGUGAGUAGAAGCAAGAGGCAGUCAAGAACACCUAAGAAAAACGCCCAGUCCUUAGAAGACCUGGCUGGCCUCAGAGAGCUCUUCCAAACCCCAGAGCACACAGAUAAACCAACGGCUGAUGACAAAACCACCAAGGUCCCCUGCAAAUCUCCACUAUCAGAACCAGUCAGCACACCAAGUAGAAAGAGGCAGCUCAAGACCCCUCUCCAGAAAGUGGACCUAGAGGAAGAACCCUUAGCUCUCAGGAAGCCCACCCGAACACCAAGGAAAACCACGCUGUCAUACAGAGAACCAGGAGGUGGUGCUGAAGACAUUCACUUGUUUAAAGAAACUCCAGAGAAGAAGCUAGACCACGUAGAAAAUGUAACUGGCAGCAAGAAGUGGAUAAGAACAAGUAAGGAAAAGGCCCAAUUCCUAGGAGACAUGGUCGGUUUUAAAGAGCUCUUCCAAACUCCAGAGCACACCAAUGAACUAACAGCUGUUGUCCAAACUGCAGUGACGCCCUGCAAAUCUCCACUAGCAGAAACAGUCAACACACCAACCCACAUGAAGAGAUGUCUGAAGAUACCUCUGGGGAAGAUGGACUUAGAGAAAGAGCUCUCACCUCUCAGGAAGCCCACCCAAACGCCAAGGGGAGCCACACACACAUACACAGAACCAGGAGGUGGUGAUGAAGCCAUCAGACAGUUCAAGGAAACCCCAAAGCAGAAACUGAAUCCUGCAGAAAAUAUAACUGGAAGCAGAAUGCGGCCAAGAACACCCAAGAAAAUGGUCCAUUCCCUAGAAGACCUGGUUGGUCUCAAAGAACUGUUCCAAACCCCAGAGCACACCCAGGACCUGGUGACUGAUAACAAAACCACCAAAGUCCCCUGCAAAUCGCCAGUAGCAGAGCCAGUCAACAAGCCAAUGAGUAGAAGGAGGCGACUCAAGCCCUCUCCGCAGCAAGCAGACACAGUGCUGGAGCCGUCGGCUCUCAGAAAGUCCACCCGAACACGGGGGAGAAACACACAGUCACUCAGAGAACCAGGGGGUGCUGACGAAGAAAACAAAUUGUUGAAUAAAACUGCAAAGCAGAAACUAAACUCUGCAGAAAACGUAACUGGAAGCAGGAGGCAGUCAAGAACAGCCAAGAAAAAUGCCCAGUCCUUAGAAGACCCGGCUGGCCUCAGAGAGCUCUUCCAAACCCCAGAGCACACCCAGGACCUAGUGACUGAUGACAAAACCACCAAAGUCCCCUGCAAAUCUCCACUAGCAGAGCCAGUCAACAAGCCAACCAGUAGAAGCAGGCGACUCAAGCCCUCUCCCCAGCAAGCGGGCGCAGCAGAAGAGCCGUCGGCUCUCAGGAAGUCCACCCGAACGCGGGGGAGAAACACACAGUCCCUCAGAGAGCCAGGGGGUGCUGACGAAGACAUCACAUCAUUGAAUGAAACUGCAAAGCAGAAGCUGAGCCCUGCAGAUAAUAUAACGCUCAGGAAAAAUCGGCUAAGAGCCCCCAAGGAAGAGGCCCAGCCCCAGGAAGACCUGGCCAGGCUCAAAGAGUCAUCCCCAGGGCAGGAUCGCAGCAAGGAACCGGGGAAGGACCCGGGGAGUAUUGAGGGAGCUCCAGAGCAAACUCCAGACAGGAGGAAACCAGUGGAAGUUUUGCGAAGAGGCCUCAGGGCCCCAAGAGUAAUAGCCGUGGACGACCUGGGGGCCCACAGAGAGCCCGUCGAAUCUGAAAGCAAAGGUAGCAUUUCCCUGCCCUCCAAGAGGAAACGAGGAACAGAGGGAGGUUUGACAGGAACGAAAAGGCUGGGCUCUGCGACCCCUGCCCAGGGAGCCACAGAGGAGAAGCCGCCCCAGAAGAGGAGGAGGACAACUCCCACAGAGGGGUGUGGCCCACCCGAACCCCUGACAGCGAAGAAGAGGAUGAGGGUCGUGGCAGAAAGGAUGGAACUCCUGGGAGACCCGCCGAGGAGCCGCAGGGAGACUAAAGCACGGGGGCGAGAAGCAGGGAGGACGACCCCUCCACAUCAGGGAAUGUCCCUGCGCUCUAGACGGCCAAAUAAAACUGAGAUGGAAGAGGAAGGACCUGAACCUGUUCUAACAGCAGGAGAAAAGCCGAAAACAAAGACAAGUGACAAGAAGCCUUUGAUGACGUCCAAAGAGACGAUGUUACAAACCCCAGAAGACGGAGCCAAGAACUUGACAUCUGGGGGCAAAGCCCCUGAAAGCAGAAUGCGUCUGAGGUCUACAAGACCGAGUAAGAUGCCCUCACCUGACAUAGCCGAGGAGAAGCAAAGGGAGAAAAGAGCGGGUGUCCACAGGAAGAAGCAGGAGGAAGAAGUUAAGCAACCUUCAGACCCCGUGCGUUUGAGAUCCAGAAAAAUUACAGUCCCUCCUGGAGGAAAUGCUUUCGAGAGUGAACCACAACAAAGGGUAACUCGAAGUGUCAAGAGAAGUGCCGAAAAUAUUAAAAAGGAUAAUGACAAUGUGUGCGUCAAGAAAUUAAGAACCAGAAGUCGUCGGGACAAUGAAGAUAUUUAGCUAAGAAACAGAAAAGGGAAAAAAAGAAGUAAUAAGCUCAGUUUAGUGAUAUAUAUUCUACUAUAAUAUUUGGGUAAAUUUCAAAGGGAAGUUUGUAAAUAAUGCUAUCCGGGUGUUUAAGGAAAAAAGCUUAGAAUCUUCUGUCUCCAAGUGGUCUGUUCACAAAGGCCCCAUGGAGGUCAUGAAGAGGACUGCCGGUCUCAUAAAGUGAUAACAAUAUAAAACUUGGCUUGGGGACGGGUGGGGGGCAGGGGUUGGGACCAAGCGUGGCCUUUAAUGUGGCAAAAUGAAGCCCUGAAGUUUAUCACCCUGGCCCGUCCUUGUUAGCCCCGCACGCCAGCACUUGCCGCGCUGCACUGUAAAUGCUCUGUGUUGGUCCGUGUCCCACAUCAGAAUGUGAAAGCAGGGGCUUCUGUCCCUGGAUCCCUAACAGCGGGCAGGUACUCAGGAAACAUGAAUGAAUGGGCAGAUGAACAAACAUCAGCUAUUCCGUUACCAUGGGGGACACGUUGGGUCCCCUCACGAGGGCUGUUGGUCACCUGCAUGGGACAGCCCCAUCCUCAGGGUCCUUACCACGGAAGGGAAGACACGUGUAACCUGGAGGAGGCUGGUGGCCCCAGCUGCAGGGCGUAGGGCUCACUGUAUUUAAGGACUGGCAGGCGGCUUGCCUUUUCCGCUUCAAGCACCUUGUCCGACCUGGGACUGCUCGCAUCUGAGAAGGCAUCCGGCACUGAGUCUCGGGGCCGUCAGCCAGGGUGCCACUUGUCUCUGAACGGCGACAGCUCUCCUAGCUUCUCGCGUUUUCCUUUUGCCUUUUCUGAGCUUUGUCCUGAAUCUGCUCCCACCUGUGCUUUCUCUGAUUGCCCCUGUUGGCCUCCUUCCUUUCCAGCAUGUCCCCUUGUUCGGGAAGCAGCCCAAACCCUCCUCCAAAACAGGGACCUUGAUUCCCGCGCCGUCCAUGCUAGCCGCGGCCCCCUUCAGUCUCGGACCCGGACAGCUGCGUGCCAGGCAUCUCCACCUCCACGUUCCACUUUGUCCUGUUCCUCUUUCUGUGUUCCCUGAGUUAGAAAACAGCACACCUUCCCUCCGGGCACCUGUCCGAGUCCUCCCCACUCCCCUGUCCAGCCAGGGUGAGGUGGGGAUAGAAGACCAGAGAGGAUAGCUGUCCCCUAUAGCGUCCCUGUCUGUCCAUUCUGAUCCCGUUGUGUCUGGCAUGGAGCCAGGAGCACAUAAUAAACAAUAUCUGCUGAA